Salvia hispanica is the source of this 1530-nucleotide messenger RNA. RefSeq names its product BOI-related E3 ubiquitin-protein ligase 1-like. The record is from RefSeq and is a predicted model, not a curated record. Lineage: Eukaryota; Viridiplantae; Streptophyta; Magnoliopsida; Lamiales; Lamiaceae. Gene Ontology annotation, molecular function: ubiquitin-protein transferase activity.
ACAUGGAGAGGAGAAGCGAAAGACGAUUUCUUCAACAGCAAUGCGAAGGAGUAGUCCUCUUCUUAAUUUUCUCGCACCAACUACAAUGCAUCAUCACCAAUACCAAUGAAUGGAUUCCUUCUCCUCCUCUCCUCCCCCUUUUUUUUAAAUUUCUUUUCCUUACCAAAAACAACAAUAACAACUACAGCUCCACCACCACCAUUCACUUUCAUUAUUAUGGCAAUUAUUAUUCUUAUUCCCGUUUCCUUUCUCUCUCACUCAUCCCUCUCUCUUUCAUUAUUAUUGUCACCAUCCCUUCUCCCCAUUUCCCCUAAUUUCAACUAAGCAAUCCCAAUACCCCAUUCUUCCCUACCAAGAUUGGAUUUUUAUCUCAAUCAGAGCUCAAUUUGGAAAAUGCUAGGAGGAGGAGGAGGAAGUAACGGGAAUCCAAUGUUCCCUGGUUAUGUGGAGGAAAAUCGUGCCCAAUACAAUAACAAUACAUUGCCUCAACUGCAGCUUUUUGCAAAUGUUCCAAUUCAGUGUGGUGCUGGCGUUGGGACCAUAAAUCAUGUCGGGAACAGGCACGCGCCAGCUGGCAACCACCCUAUCAACAGAGGUGGGGAUGGAGAUACCCUGUCCAUGCAGCAGAAGCUUCACAUAUCUUUGAACAACAACUUCUGUCAGGACGAAGCUGGCCGUAUUGGCACUGUUCUGAACCCCAAUCCCGUAUCAACGGGGCUCAAGCUCUCGUAUGAGGAAGAAGAGCGCAACUCCUCUGUCACUUCUGCUUGUGAGAACAUGAAAACCAAUGUCCCUUCUGUGCUUUCCUUUGGCAACUCCGUCAAAAUGGAGAUUGAUCGACAGACUGAAGAAUUCAGCCGGUACAUCAAACUCCAGGAAGAGAGUGUCUUGAAGGGAGUACGAGAGAUAAACCAAAGGCACUCGGUCUCUCUGCUAAACGCCCUCGAAAAGGGGGUGCACAGGAAACUGCAAGAGAAGGAGCUCGAGAUCGAGAGCAUGAACCGGAAGAACAAGGAGCUCGGCGACAGGAUAAAGCAGGUGGCCAUGGAGGCACAGUCGUGGCACUACAGAGCAAAAUACAACGAGUCAGUUGUGAACGUGCUCAAGAGCAACAUCCAGCAGCUGAUGGAGCAAGGCACGGCCCAGGCCCGCGAGGGAUCCGGGGACAGUGAGGUGGACGAUGCAGUGUCAAGCUCGAAUCACCAGAGAGUAAUCCCAAACGACUCCAAAAACAAGCACCCUCCGAGAUGCAGGGCUUGCAACACGAAACAGGUGUCCGUGCUGAUCCUGCCUUGCCGGCAUCUGUGCCUGUGCACGGAUUGCGAAGGGUUCAUCGACGUCUGCCCCGUGUGCCAGGUAAUGAAGACUGCUAGUGUUCAUGUAUACAUGUAGCAAAGAAGUGUAUCUGAGCACUUGCAAUCUGUUGAUGAAGCUGUAAAAACUGGUUUCUUUCAAGAAUUGCUUAUAAAAUUACUCAUGUUUGAUUCUUCCAAGAGGAAAAAGAAAUGGAAUUAUGACCAUUUUGCAUCA